This is a messenger RNA of Saccostrea cuccullata (small rock oyster), 1250 nucleotides long. Its product is annotated as inositol hexakisphosphate kinase 2-like. Gene Ontology annotation, molecular function: inositol hexakisphosphate kinase activity. The record is from RefSeq and is a predicted model, not a curated record. Gene Ontology annotation, cellular component: nucleus; cytoplasm. NCBI's taxonomy places the organism in Eukaryota, Metazoa, Mollusca, Bivalvia, Ostreida, Ostreidae. The transcript is spliced from 6 exons. Gene Ontology annotation, biological process: inositol phosphate biosynthetic process; phosphatidylinositol phosphate biosynthetic process. The coding region runs from base 145 to 1221 and encodes 358 amino acids.
UUCUUUAGAAAAUAUUGUAAAAUAGUACACUUAACACACAGGCAGUUGCAAGAAAUGCAUCUACAAUCUAUGGUACGCUAUUUUCCGUAUGUAUUGGAGUAAGCCAAGAAAGUCAGAUAUAUCUAAUAUUGAACCACGGGUAAUAUGGGAGAAUGGUAUGAAUCGGUCCAAUUACAGCCAUUUGAGCACCAGGUCAGUGGACAAACUGGAAUCUUCCAGUUUGACGACUGGACUUUGUGUAAACCACUUAAUACCAAAGAAAAGGACUUCUACCUGACUUUGCCACAGAACCUCAAGCAAUUCACUGCAGAAUUCAGAGAAACAAUAGAGGGGAAGGUUUGUGAAAAUGGUAAAGGUUACUUGACGAUCCUUUAUCAUCGUUCUUUGCCGGAGUCACCUACUUGUGAGAACCUCAAGCUAAACCAAGAGAGAAAUGCUGAAAAAGAGGGUCAACGCAGUUUGCAACUUGUUAUGAAUGGUGAAAAUGGAAUGAAUAGUCAAGCAGCGCAAAAUCCAGACUCUAUCUAUGAGCUAAGACCAGAAAAUCUCAACCCUUGGAUUUCACGUUGUCAUGGAAAGAUGCUGAAAAAACUGAGGAAGGUUAAUCAGAGCCCCGCCUUUCAUUGUAAGUUUAUAUUGUUAGAGAAUUUGGCAGCAAAAUACAGUCACCCAAGCAUUAUAGAUCUUAAGAUGGGAACCAUGCAACAUGGAGAUGAUUUCUCCCCGGAGAAGAAGGAGAAGGCUAUUAGGAAAUGUCAGAACACAACCUCCAGCAGCCUUGGGGUCAGGGUGUGUGGGAUGAAGGUUUACCAAGAAGACAGCGAUAAAUAUAUUUGUGUAAAUAAGUACUAUGGGAGAAGUUUGGGGGUUGAUGGCUUUAAACAGACCUUACAACAGUUUCUUCACAAUGGGUAUGAACCCAGGAAAGACCUGCUGGACUCCAUCAUUAAAAAACUCAAAGACCUUCACGGACAAGUCCAGUCUUUGGACACGUAUCGUUUCUACUCUAGUUCUCUCCUCGUCAUGUACGACGUCCGUUCACAGGACAAGGACGUGGAGGAGGCCAGUGCCCAGUCUAACAUUGUGGACGUUCGGAUGAUCGAUUUUGCCCACAGCACCCAUAGUGGGUUUCAGAACGAUACCAGGGUUCACACCGGGCCUGACCAGGGCUAUCUGUAUGGACUGAAAAGCUUAAUUGAUGUUUUUACAAACAUGCGAUGAAUGUUAUUUUAGAAGAGCGCUGAUCACUC